AUGUACAAUCCUGUGAACGAGGGACUGGUCGCUCUGGGGGAGAAGUAUGGCAUCAACGACUUCAUUUUGAGAUAUGCAAUAUGUUUACUGGGAUCCUUCCCGCUAAAUGCAAUACUAAAGAGACUUCCCGAUGAAAGAAUAAAUUUAAAAUGUGGCUAUAUAUUGGGGGUUUCGCUGUUUUUGUUAUUCGGUGUGUUAGAUCUUUAUAAGGGAUUUCAGACUCUGUUUAUCAGUACAAUUUUUACAUAUGUGACCUCACGAUUUUAUCGCUCAAGUUUUAUGCCACAUCUGAACUUCAUGUUUGUUAUGGGCCAUUUAGCUUUCAGCCAUCUUCACGCCCAAUUUUUCAAUGAACAGAAUGGUGAUACUAUUGAUAUCACGGGAGCUCAGAUGGUUUUGGUUAUGAAACUAACAUCGUUUGCCUGGUCUUAUUAUGAUGGAUCGUACACAAAAGAUGAAGAUUUUGCAGAAUUAAGUGAAUAUCAAAAAUCUCGUGCCAUCAGAAAGCAUCCGUCGUUACUGAAGUUUUUGGCAUAUGCAUAUUUUUAUCCAACUUUGUUGACAGGCCCAAGUUUUGACUUUGCAGAUUUUGAUAGUUGGCUAAACUGUGAAAUGUUUCGCGAUUUGCCGGAAUCUAGGAAACCUAAGAGACGUCUGGAUCCUACCAAACGAAGACAAAUACCGAAAAAUGGUCGAUUGGCAUUUUGGAAAGCUUUACAGGGCCUUAUGUGGCUAUAUUUGAGUUUGUCAGCUCCCAAAUACGUCAACACCGAUUAUAUGCUUGAUAAAUCAAAGUUUGAACAAAGGUCUUUCUUUUUCAGAAUUAAUUAUAUGUACAUUUUGGGAACCACCUUCAGAUUCAAGUAUUAUGCCGCAUGGACAAUUGCUGAAGCUGCAUGCAUUCUUUGUGGAUUGGGAUAUAACGGCUACGAUUCGAAGACUCAAACAAUUAAGUGGAAUCGAGUGCAAAAUAUUGAUAUUUGGCACGUCGAAAUGGCUCAAAGUACUCGUGAAACUUUUGAGGCUUGGAAUAUGAAUACUAAUAAGUGGCUGAAAAAUUAUGUUUAUUUAAGGGUAGCCAAGAAAGGCAAGAAACCAGGUUUCAGGUCAACAUUGUUUACUUUCCUAACUUCAGCAUUUUGGCAUGGAACGAGACCUGGUUAUUAUUUAACCUUUGCAACAGGUGCACUAUUUCAAACAUGUGGUAGAAUUUACAGACGUAAUUUCAGGCCAAUGUUUUUGUCAAAAGAUGGUAAGACUCCCUUACCAUAUAAAUGGGUUUAUGACGCGAUUUGUUUUUAUGUCAUAAAACUCGCAUUUGGAUAUUUGGUCCAACCAUUUAUUAUUUUAGAUCUUGGAAAGUCUUUGCAAGCCUGGAAAUCAGUAUAUUUUUAUAUUCACAUUGGUGUGGCUGCAUCGUUGUUUCUAUUCAGAGGUCCAUAUGCUAGGAAAAUUAUCAAAUUUUGUCAAUCAAAACAACCUAAAGAAGUUGCACUCAAUGAACAAAGGAAAUUGGAGAAAGAAAUUUCCGCCUCAUCUGCUUCGUUAGGUGGCAUACUGUCGGAUAAGCUUGCCUAUGAAAAAAAGAAUGGAAGUGAGCUACAAAUGAAUUUAGGAAUUCCUGAAAUCGAUCUCUCUAAUAUUGACGAUGCAAAGAAAGAGUGGAAUGAAUUCUGUGAAGAUUAUUAUGACUGGAGAGAUAAAAAUGGUUUGGCAAUUGAAGAAGAAAAUCUUGCAAAAGCUUUCAAGAGAUUCCAACGAGAAUUUGCUUCUAGGAGUGACGACAAAAAGACUGAAGAAAGGAGAAUGAGCUUUAGCGACUACUCGCCCCACCCGUUUGCAGGAGAUAAAAAACAAGACUAA
Molecule: messenger RNA, 1863 nt
Organism: Zygotorulaspora mrakii
Lineage: Eukaryota; Fungi; Ascomycota; Saccharomycetes; Saccharomycetales; Saccharomycetaceae
Gene: ALE1
Product: lysophospholipid acyltransferase
Exons: 1
Coding region: 1-1863 (620 amino acids)
Biological process (GO): lipid modification; glycerophospholipid biosynthetic process
Cellular component (GO): endoplasmic reticulum; membrane
Molecular function (GO): 1-acylglycerol-3-phosphate O-acyltransferase activity; 1-acylglycerophosphocholine O-acyltransferase activity
Source: RefSeq, a predicted model, not a curated record